This is a messenger RNA of Octopus sinensis (East Asian common octopus), 3995 nucleotides long. RefSeq names its product codanin-1. Gene Ontology annotation, cellular component: nucleus. NCBI's taxonomy places the organism in Eukaryota, Metazoa, Mollusca, Cephalopoda, Octopoda, Octopodidae. The coding region runs from base 168 to 3743 and encodes 1191 amino acids. The record is from RefSeq and is a predicted model, not a curated record. The transcript is spliced from 28 exons. Gene Ontology annotation, biological process: chromatin organization.
UAAACUACGUAUUUCUCCUAAGGCCAUCUUAGGAAUAUUAUAGGCCCUGAGCUAUACAGUAUUUAUUUAUAGACAGCAAGCCCUGGCAUACAUGGAACAGAGUUGGACAAUUGUACCCGUGAGGUUUCCCAGUGUCAGUUGUGGCGCUUUUAUUUCAGGAAUGAGAAAUGGCCGCUGUGCUCGAUGCUCUUCUCGACGGCGAAUGUGUCCCGUUGCAAGUUAUCCAAUGGAUGAAAAUGGAAACGCAUCAGCCUCCAUUACCUGAGGUUCUUAUUAAUCUUCAUUGUGAAAAAAAGGAAUUUAUCCCAUACUUUCUUAACUAUUUAAGAGAUCAAACUUUUCAUUUGCUCCAUAACUCUAAAUCAGUAAGCCCUUCACCUUCGAAAUGUGAUUCCAGCACACCUGUGACUACUUCAAAAAGGUCAAGGUCAUCUUGCACAAGAACUCAGUUAUUUCCAAAUUCAGAUUUUUGCAGAAAUUCAGAUAAUUAUGCAGAAAAUUUCCCAAAAUUAAAUGCAGAAACAUCACCUGAUCAUUUGGGGACAAGUAUGAAAUCAUAUCUUUCAAAUACAACCUUGACUACUGUUGAAAAUUUAACAAUCCGUAAACGUUCAAAGAAAGUUCCAAAUAAAAAGACAUCUUACCCUAUUGAAACAGCAGUGGACAACAACAAAGAAGUUCACAUUAAUUCAGUCAACAUUGAGAGAGAUUCAUCGUCAUGUUCAUCUUGCAAAUUGUCCAAUCAAAAAAAGCGUAACUGGAAAACACCACAUAAUGAUAAAAAAUGCCAAAACCAAAAACACAAAUUGGAAAGCUCCGGACAUCCAAGAAAUCAAGUUUUAGCAACUUUUUUAGAUCAAGCUGUUAUUACAUACCAAAAUUGUAUGAAACCAUCUCGACGAAUUAAACCUACUCCAGUGCAAGCAGGAAUGGAGCGUAAACAAAACCAAGCUUUUAUUGAAUCUUCAGAAAAUAAAUGCAAUUCUAUAUCUUUAAGAAAUGAGGAAAAUAAACAUAAUGGAUCAUCGACAAGUUUUCAGGAAGAAAGAGCUUUGUUAAAAAUAGAGAAAGCAAAACUUCUUGAGGCUACAAAUGUUCCCUGGAAUAUUACACCGUCUUCCUUCAACCAUUCACCAAUCAAGAAUUCAAAUGUUGAACAAGGCGAGAUGAUUGAAGCGAACUUGUCUCUUGUUACUAACCACCAAAAACUCGACACUCUUAGCAAAAUCUAUUCUGAGUGUCUUUAUGCUGCACUUUUUCCCAGUUUGACUGUAGAGAUAUUUUUCCUUGUGCAGUUGUUAGUAGCAAAAAUUUCAGAAAAGGCUGUUACAGAUUCUACACCAAAUAAUUGCUCGGGUCACAACUAUUUGAAAAAUAUCCACAACAUUGUGUACUUCAGUGUGCAAGUAUUGCAGAAUUUGUUACCGUUGCUGCCAUUAUUAGGGAAAACUAUUUUAAGAUUACUCUGUGACAAUCCUAGAAUUGGACAUUUUUCAUUAUCAUUGAAGAGUAUUUUAUGUCAACUUCAUGAGACUGAUUGUUCUUCAUUACAGAUGUCUCCUGUUUUAUUGCAUUGUUCUAUUGGAGGAGUCCCAUUCCAGGCAGAAACAGACAAUCGUAAUAAUUUUCCUUCACCCAAAGCUUUUUCAACUUUUAGAGCACAACGGGAUCAUUUUUAUGAGCUUAUACGUGAAUGGAAAGACAAUCAUGAGAAACCACAGUGGUCACUAACUUCCAUGCUGAAUAAAAAGAUGCACUUGGUUCUGUCACCUGAUUCAGAAUUAGCAAAUUAUUGGCACCUUGCCAAAUUAUUUGUUUCACAGCUUAUCAUUAUGUACCAUGAAGACAAUAACAUGUCCCUUGAAGGAGAUGAAGAUUCAAUUUCAUUUUUGUCACAGCUCAGAAAAUCAAAUCCGGAAAAAUUCAAACUGCUUCAAGAAAGAUUUAUAAUUCCACUUAGUACAAAUGGGCCUAGUCCAGCCCCUUCAUUCAUUAAUUCUCAAGAAUUUUUCCAUGAUUUUAUAAUGUUAGCAAAUAGUCAUAUUUUUAACCAGCAUCUCUGUGAUAUUUUGAAAUCAAAAAUAUCUGAGUUGGAUAAAUCUCAAUUUCUAACUAUAGAAAAUGUAACAGAAGAUGGGGAUGUUCCAAAAACAGUCAAGAAAGAAUUCAAGUCUUCUAUGUUAACCUUAAGGUUACUUGCAAAAUUUUUAGGUUUUAUAACAUUUCUGCCGUAUCAGUCUGUCAACAAACUUCCAGAUGAAGUGCACUCUACCUAUGUGAAUAUAAGAAAUAAAAGUGUUCCUUCCUGUGAUACUCUGAGUUAUUUGAAAGAAGCAUCUACAAGAGGUCGCCUGUGCUUAACCAUUCCAUGGGUUGUAGAAUUUUUGAGUUGGAUUGAUAAAAUGUCACCCUUACUUGAUUAUUAUCAGGAAAUAUUUCAUGAAUUGCUCUACAUUCAUCGGAAAUCUUGGUACAAUAUGAAAGUGAAAAUAUGUCUGGAAACUCAAUUAUUUAUUAUCAUUCAGAUUGAAUGGCUUUUAGGAAUUCCGAAUAUGCCUGAAGGAAUAUUUUUUACAUUCUGUGAAAAGUCUCAAGAGUGUGAAAUUCCUGAAAAAUGUUUGGACAAGAUGAAUGUUGUAGACCAGUCACUAUUGCAUACAUGCUGUCCUUAUUUAGGUUCUAUAAAGACUCUUUUAUUAGAUUUUGCAAUAGGAUCCAGUUCUAAAGCCAGUACUCUUAGAAAGAUUACCCCCAUAGCUGCUGAUGAUUCUGUUGAAUUUUCUUCUAGGCAUCAAUUACAGCUUCAACUUGAAGAUAACUUCUUUCAUAAUCACCCAACAUCUUUAAAGAAAACUGUCGACUUUAUAGCCAAAAGAAUGGUAUCUAACUUCAUCAAGUUAUUUAGAAGUCGAAAACUGGAGAGUUUACUUCGGCAGAGCAGGAAUACAUUUACUGAAACCAUGGAGCAGUGCCUUGACCCUGCAAAUAUUCCAGAAUUUAAUUAUGAAGAUGUUGAUGAUUUAAAUAAAGAUUUUAUGCAAGGUGUUCAAAAGUAUUUGAAAGAUGAAAUGAGAAGUUACGUGGAGAGUAACGGCAGGAAGGUGAUCCAGGUGCUUUUGGUGGAUUAUAAUGAAACUGUGAAGCUGUUCUCACUUAAAAUUAUUGUUCGCCUGGCUGAAGAAGGCAUUCACCAAUGGAUAGCUGCUAAUAUUACAAAAGCUUUCUUUAUUGGUGAAAUGAGACAGGAAAGAAAUAAACUUUUGAAAAAUACUAAAGUACUUGUGGAAAAGUUACCUUUACCUGAUACACAUGAUUCUUUCUGUCGGCAGCCAUCGGAAAUUCUUGUAGAAUUGAAGGACUUCCUCCGUGAUAUAUUGUUAGAAGAAUCAAAGCCAAAUCUCGAAAAAAUAACAACAACCCUACAUGAAGCUCAGAAAAUGAUAUUAAGUCGACAGGACAUAACUGUUGGUGUUGUGAAAACCUUAAAAGACAUAACAUUGUAUUUGGCCAUUGAACUCAUUAUUAACUAUCCUGUAGACUGGGGUGAAGUAAAGAAACUGUUCUUCGAUUUUUGGAACAAUCACCUUCGAGAUAAGAAUUCAGAGUUUGCACUUGAUUAUGGUAAAUUAGAAAGGUUGUUGUACAAAUCUCCUAAAAAACAGUUAUCUCAGUUUCAUCUUGAAAACCUGAGUGCAGCAAUACUGGGACUCCCUGUCAACUCGUGUAUUGUUGAUGAGUUAUGAGGUUUGAACCUGUUUUGAAAAGUGUAAAUACCAGAUAUGAUUUUGAUGAAGAUUGUUAAUGAAAUGGCUCUGCAAAAUUAAAUUGCAGUAAUUUGGUUCUGUGGUAGAAUUUUAACAAAAUUUUAUUAAAUCUAAAAGACUUUUUUUAUAGUGGAACUCAAACUUUAAAUUGUUCCUUCGGAUGAAAAGAAAUUUUAUUUUCUCCUGUUUAGCAGUGUUUAUGAUUAUAUUCUAUAUUUUUAUAUUUUUCCC